Molecule: messenger RNA, 2895 nt
Organism: Xylaria bambusicola
Lineage: Eukaryota; Fungi; Ascomycota; Sordariomycetes; Xylariales; Xylariaceae
Product: rab-GTPase-TBC domain-containing protein
Exons: 4
Coding region: 96-2759 (887 amino acids)
Source: RefSeq, a predicted model, not a curated record
CAAAAUUGUCCGAGGCCUCUUGUGUCACCCAUCUCGAAUUAACUGCCACUCUCACCCCUUUCGCUCUGUGUCCAGCUUCUUCACCGGCUGGCAACAUGUCGACUGUUGAGGAGCCUGUUGCCGAAAAGGUACCCCGACUCGAUUCACCGACACCUUCGGACAAGGAGACAGAUACCUUCGAAGACGCUAUUGAUACAGGGUCUGUCCGGUCCCUCACAAAUCGAAAAAUCAGCCAGCCAAAAUCUCCACCUUCCGCCAGCGUCGAUGCCGAAGGUGUUCCUGAUGCACUAGAAAGCCCUGCUGUGGACAUAGAAAAACCAAAUGGCCACACGGCAGUAGACGGCGCGGUUGAGAAUACGGAUGACCUAAGUGGCACCGUUGCUACGAACUCUGCAAGAACCUCAAAACGGCUUUCAAAUGUUUCUUUAGACAAUGUAGAUCUUGACGAUGGCCCUUCGCUUGGCCCUUCGAUUGAGCAGCCCAAAGAGGAACAAACUGUGCCAGAAGUAGAAAAACAGCCCAAAAAGAAACUUUCUCUUAGUAACAUAGCAGCGUCUCUUCCUGCCAUGCCGUGGUCACCCUCAAAUGGCGAGUCUCCGCCGAAAUUGAGUCCUGUUGCGCCCACCUCGGAAACAGCUGUACCACCGCCGCCGCCCCCUCCUACACGAAAAAUCACGAGUCCUUUCUCUUGGCUUUCUCGAAAUUCUGGUCACAAAGAAACUGUGAUACCACCAACCUUAGCUAGCACAGGCACUCCUAGGCGAAAUACAGGGAGCUCAAUAGCCACACUGACCAGCAACCCGGAAAUGAUGUUGAGCAAACUAGAAGAGGAACAUGAAUCAACAGAUGUGAUUGGCGGCGCUCGUCCAUCAAGAAACAGCUUAAGGGACAGGUUCAAAAUGGUGCGUUUGCGGGAAGAGGCCGGCAUCUCCUUGCAACCAGGCGAUGACGAGCAACCCCAAAGUGUUGUCGCGAACUUGAUUCCGCGAUCGAACACCGCUAUCAUGAGCCCGGGCAUAGAAGGCGAAGGGGCAAAUGCUCAAGGGCCCACAUCACCACUACCGCCCGCAGAUACCAACCUGGCUCCAGGCACUGUAUCGGGCGUUUCGGCUGGCCCAUCCGCUAUAGCUGACACUCCCGUUGACUGGGAUCUUUGGCAAUCAGUUGUCUAUGAAGGGCCCGCUGCCGUUGCUCGGACAAGCCCAGAGGAGUUGAACAGGGCGAUUGCAUCAGGGAUUCCUAGUGCCAUCCGUGGUGUUGUCUGGCAAGUCCUGGCUCAAAGCAAAAACGAAGACUUGGAGAUGGUCUACAAAGAACUGGCAUCCAGAGGAACAGAGAAAGAUAAAAACAGAAACAGCAAUAGUACAGCUGCAAGUAUUACUAGUGGUAGUAACUUGGGUACGGAGAAAGAACCCGCAGCCUCAUCUGCGUCUUCCACAAAGUCUGAACAGUCUGGGGUGAGCGGAAAACGACUACCGGGAACACCUCCAGAACCAUCAGAAGCUGCCCUGAAAGCCCAGGCUCUGGCUGCUUCAGAAAAGAAGAAGAAGGAGAAGGAGGAUGCGGCGGCACUGCAGAAGCUCGAGAAGAUCAUUCGGAGAGACCUUGGCGCUAGAACAAGCUAUUCGAAAUAUGCUGCCGCUGCUGGUCUACAAGAUGGACUUUUUGGCGUAUGCAAGGCUUAUGCGCUUUAUGAUGAAGGCGUUGGAUAUGCUCAAGGCAUGAACUUCCUCAUUAUGCCACUCCUUUUUAACAUGCCCGAGGAAGAAGCGUUUUGCCUUCUAGUACGCCUCAUGAACCAGUAUAAACUGCGAGACCUUUUCAUCCAAGAUAUGCCGGGGCUUCACAUGCACUUAUAUCAGUUUGAGCGCAUACUAGAGGACGUGGAACCUGCUCUUUAUUGCCAUUUGCACCGCCGAGGAAUCUCUCCCCACCUCUAUGCCACACAGUGGUUCCUUACCUUGUUUGCAUACAGAUUUCCCCUUCAACUAGUUCUAAGGAUAUAUGAUCUCAUCCUUUCAGAAGGUCUAUCCGCCAUCAUUCGAUUUGGCGUAGUCUUAAUGCAGAAGAACUCCUCGACGCUGCUGGGCAUGUCGGAUAUGUCACAGUUGACUACUUUUCUAAAGGAUAAACUGUUCGAUGUUUAUAUUGAUCAAUCACCAAGUGCUGGGAGUAUCCUCGAGAACGGGUUCUUUGGUAGUAGCUCGUCUAAUAUUGAGAAGGAGGUAUAUCGAGCUGAUCAACUAGUACGCGAUGCUUGCGAAAUCAAGCUUACGCCGGAGCUUCUUAAAGCUUACGGUGCGGAAUGGGAGGAAAAAACACGGCUCGAAAAGGAACGAGAGCAAGAGUUGGAGCAACUUAGGGUCGCCAAUGUGAACCUCGCCAUUAAAGUCCGAAAAUUAGAAGAACGGAUUGAGGUCAGCGACCGCGAGCAAGCGGAUAUGGCGAAUGAUCUCAUUCAUACUAAGGUCGAGAAUGAAGAACUCAAAGACAAAAAUGAAAGCCUGGUUGGUCAAGUCAAGGAGCUCCGAGUUGUAAUUGAAAAACAGCCUGAGGAGAUUGAGCAGGCUUGGCAAUUAGAGCGAGACGACCUCAUGAAGCGGAAUCAGAAAGUCCAUGAGGAGAAUAGUAGACUCGAGAAAGAACUUUCAGAGCUGGAGGAACAACUUGUUCAGACCAAGAUGUUAUACGCAGAGGCCAAUGCCCAACAUGAAGCACUCAGCAGAAAAUGGCAAGACGUCAAACGCCAGUUUGCUUGAGAACUUGCAAGUUUUAAAUCAAAGCGUCAAUGAUUGACAUAUGUUAAUCGCCCGUGAAAGCAUCAGACGGAUCCAGUCUAGCCAUCGAUAAAACUGAACUAGGCCGAAGAUGAGCGUUCCAGGCACGAGUGUUCGA